UUUUGCUUGAGCCACGAAAUAGUCUGGUAUUUUUGAGAGGUCCCACUAAGUGCAGCAUAUAUAUAAGUGCGUUUCAUCAUCAGAUUUGUCGUAGAUCGAACUGCUAUCAGCAAGUGCUAUCAACUGCCAGAAACGGAGCCACAAUCACACUGUCAGCCCUUGUGCAAUCGUCGACUUAGGCCGCGUAGGCCCAUCGGAGCGGACCAGGUUGGAGGCACUUGCUCGAUAUCGGGAUUCGGGUCCGGAAGAUAGGCUGAGCCUGAGGCAGAGCCUCCUUGUUGCUGCCGCGUUCGCAAAGGACUCAAAAUUGAUAGAAACAACAAAAAGGUUGCUGCAACUGGUGCCUCUUCCGAGGACCAGCCGCCGCGCAAAAAGGGUCGUCGCUCAGGAGGCUCAGGCUCCACAUCGUCAUCUGCCGUAUCCGCUGCAUCAGGAGCAAUAGAUGCCGCAUCUACGUCACGAGCAGCCCAGCAGUUACAGAACCAAUUGAACACCUCUUCUUCGACAGGCACUAGCACGGAAAUAUCAGGAAAUCAAAGCAGAGGUCAGAGAAAAUCGAUAGACAGCAACAAGAGACCACGGGAUCACAGCAACAGCAAUACACCAGGCUCCGAAGCAAACAUGCAGAGCACCACUUCCACAUCGAGCGGCUCCUGCUCCAGACCUCUGGAGAGUUCCGAACUCAAUUCUGGCGGCAGUGCUGAGAACGUAACACGCGAAGGCGCCGGUAGUGGCGAAGACAGCGUUGGUAUCGGGGAUGAGAAUCCCUCGGGUAGCAGCGCAGCCACCAAUGGACACGACUCUAAGCACAAUGGCUUUGUCGUCAAUAACAACGGAAGCAGCAGUCGCGUCGUCGACGGUGAAAACAAUCGGGAAAACUCCAGCUAUAGCGGCGUGCAGCUUGACAAGUCCAACCAGGAGAUCAUUCGAUUGAUUGGGCAGUUUCUGCACGACGUGGGCCUCGACAAGUCGGUCCAGACGCUCAUGGUUGAGUCGGGGUGCUACUUGGAACAUCCCUCAGCCACCAAAUUUAGAGAACAUGUUCAUAUGGGUGACUGGUCAAAGGCUGAUUCAGACCUUAAGGACUUAGAGCCAUUAAUCGAUAAUGGUAAAUUGGCAACGAUCACCGAAAUGAAGUUCAUAUUGCUGGAGCAAAAGUAUUUAGAGCAUUUGGAUGAUGGCAAUCCUUUGGACGCCCUGCACGUCCUUCGCAGCGAGCUAACGCCCCUGCAGCACAACAUAUCGCGUGUGCACCAACUUUCCUCGUACAUGAUGUGUUCCACCAAUCAAGACCUUUACCAGCGUGCCAAGUGGGAAGGUAAGGGCAUCUUGUCGCGGGCUUUGGUCAUGGAACGCCUGCAGAAAUUUAUGCCCCCGUCGGUAAUGAUGUCGCCGCGACGCCUGCGAACCUUGCUGCAGCAGGCCGUAGAGCUACAGAGCCAGCACUGCCCCUGUCACGACAUGGCGUGGGAAACGAACCUGAGGACAGUAUCUCUGCUCACCGACCACUGUUGCACCACGGACGGAUUUCCCAUGCAGACCAUCCAGGUCCUAACCGACCACUGUGACGAAGUCUGGUUCUGCAAGUUCUCGCCCGACGGCCUUAAAUUAGCUACAGGAAGCAAGGACUCCACUGUGAUUAUCUGGGAUGUUGAUCCGUACAAGCUUACUCUUAAACACCGCCGUGUUCUUGACGGCCAGGCUCAGCUUAGCGUAAGCUUUGUCAGCUGGAGCCCCGACUCCAAGCUCAUCCUUGUCGGCGGCACCGAGGAUUCCCACGAGCUAUACAUCUGGAACGUGGAUGACGGCAAGCUCGUAGUGAAGUUUUCGCAGUCGCUGGAAGACAGCCUUGCCUGCGGAGCUUUCAGUCGAGAUGGUUCUCGCUUUGUCUGCGGCGGACAGAAGGGUCAGCUUUAUUUGUGCGACCUCAAUGGAACCAUUGUGGACUCCUGGGAGGGAGUGCGCGUCAACAGUAUAGCUUUUCGGGCGGACAACAAAACUAUCUUAGCGGCCGAUAAUCACUACCGUAUCAGAGGGUACAACUUUGAUAGUCCACGUUCAGAUUUUGAUAUUCUGAGGGAACCACAUCCCAUUAUGACCUUCAGCAUUAACUCGGCCGAUCGCUUGGCUCUGCUGAACGUCUCCAACCAAGGCCUUCAUCUCUGGGACAUUGAGGACAAGUGCCUGGUGCGUCGUUUCCAGGGAAUUCGACAAAGCAAUUUUGCCAUUCACUCUUGCUUUGGCGGCGUCAACGAGAGCUUCGUGGCUAGCGGCAGUGAGGACAAGGUUGUCUACAUUUGGCACAUCAAGCGCGAGGAGCCUCUAGCCAAGUUGGCCGGGCAUACCAAGACGGUCAACUGCGUCUCCUGGAACCCCGUGUACCCGUCCCUGCUGGCCAGCGCCAGCGACGACGCUACCGUGAGGAUCUGGGGACCAAAGCCAAACGGCAGCAGCGCAACGACUGAGAGUGACGACUGCUCUUCUAGCUCGUCUUCAUCCUCGUGGAAUAUGACUUAAGAUCGUGGGCCGUAGCAAAAGAAUGUUCGUGGGGUAGAUAUUGGAUGCUGAUUUAGUUAUAGUGCGCCUUGAUUUCGAUAUAAAUGCAGAAUGCAUCUCGUUCUAAUUGCGCGUCGGUGUCGUCGUUGCUACAAACUGCCAUUACAACAAUAUGUAUGAGCAGCAUGACUUACGAUUAGCAUUAAUUACUUAAGUACAUUCAUACGAAAGGAGAGGCAUAACAUCAUAUCUACUAUGCUAUAACAAGAAAUCAAUUUGUUCUCAGAUUUCUUUUUUAUGUAUGUAUAUGGAAAUGCAAAGUAAUUUUCUCGGUCUAUAUAAGCGAAUCUUCUCGACCUUUUCAUUUAUCAAAAGUAAAAUCGACCUGCUUUGUCUUCAAAUUAUAAACUAAUUAUUGCCAUUUGAUUUGUUCUAUGCAGUUUCCGACAUUUAGUAUGUAACACGAUUUGACGUAUUUCAUAACCAACAGACACAAUAAAAAUAGUACUAUAUAUGUUUUUAAAAUGUCGAUGUUUCCUUUCGAUUAUCCUGGGUCUUAAACAAUCAAUAAAAUUUGAGUGAAAAUUAA
Messenger RNA from Drosophila eugracilis, 3085 nucleotides. RefSeq names its product WD repeat-containing protein 26 homolog. The transcript is spliced from 4 exons. The record is from RefSeq and is a predicted model, not a curated record. Bases 622 to 2517 code for a protein of 631 amino acids. Gene Ontology annotation, molecular function: protein binding. Gene Ontology annotation, biological process: proteasome-mediated ubiquitin-dependent protein catabolic process. Gene Ontology annotation, cellular component: GID complex. Lineage: Eukaryota; Metazoa; Arthropoda; Insecta; Diptera; Drosophilidae.